Molecule: messenger RNA, 1296 nt
Organism: Urocitellus parryii (Arctic ground squirrel)
Lineage: Eukaryota; Metazoa; Chordata; Mammalia; Rodentia; Sciuridae
Gene: Crebl2
Product: cAMP responsive element binding protein like 2
Biological process (GO): regulation of DNA-templated transcription
Cellular component (GO): nucleus
Molecular function (GO): DNA-binding transcription factor activity
Source: RefSeq, a predicted model, not a curated record
GGCUCUCCAGGGCCUCUGUAAACACACUCAGAGACUGUCAUGGAGGGGGAGGAGGAGGCGGCGGCAGUGAAGGGAGGCGUUUUGGGCCGCCUCCAAGGUCCGCUCUGCCAUUCCUGAACUAGUCCUUGGUCCCCGUGACUGGCAUCAGGGAAGUGAACUGUUAGGCGAGAGGAGGAGACAGUCAGAACCAUAUCUCCUUCUUCCCCGGGGCGGGGGCCGGGCCGGGCCGGCUGAGCCAGGGGAGGGCCGGGGGAGGGAGUGCCUGGCCGGGCCGGCCUGUCUGCCGAAAUGGAUGACAGUAAGGUGGUUGGAGGCAAAGUAAAGAAGCCUGGUAAACGUGGYCGGAAGCCAGCCAAAAUUGACUUGAAGGCAAAACUUGAGAGGAGCCGGCAGAGUGCAAGAGAAUGCAGGGCCAGAAAAAAGCUGAGAUACCAGUAUUUGGAAGAGUUAGUAUCCAGUCGAGAAAGAGCUAUAUGUGCCCUCCGAGAGGAACUGGAAAUGUACAAGCAGUGGUGCAUGGCAAUGGACCAAGGAAAAAUYCCUUCUGAAAUAAAGGCCCUACUCACUGGAGAAGAGCAGAACAAAUCUCAGCAGAAUUCAAGCAGACACACCAAAGCUGGGAAGACAGAUGCUAAUAGCAAUUCCUGGUGAAGAUGAUAUAAAAUGAUGAAUCAGUGAUUGAAGCCAAUAUUCUAAUUUCCAUGGAGGAAGAAUAGGCAAGAUUUUGCUUCUUGGCUCCACUUACUACCUACUGCUCAGUAGUCAUCUCUGUAAAUCUGCAGUUUCUACCAAAAUGUGGGAUUACAGAUCUCAGAAGAUCUUGCUUUAACUUUAACUUUUAAUACUUAGAAAUUUUUCAAACAUUCAGAUCUGUUCUGUACUGCUAMCCAUGACAUUUAACAUGUUAGGAUGCUUGAAAACACAAGAGUAGAGAAAAGUGGUUGAAGAUUGUAUUUUUGCACCUUAACUCCACAUUGCUUUAUUGGUUAAUUUAUAUUCAUGUAAUUCACAUAAUUGUAUGUGUAUGUGUGUUUAGGUGUCACCUCCUUUCAUGUUUCUGAUUGCCCUACAGAGAGAAACCAAAUGGGCUGAUUGCUAACUGUAAGUUCUCAGCCUUUAUGGACCUAAUAUUAUUUCUUUUUAUUUAYUUGAGUAAUGUUUAUUUUCUGCAUGAACCAUGAUUUCUCCUGUGAGCCAUUCCAGCAUAAGCUGUGAAUAUGUAUUAACAAAUAUAUACAUUUCUAUUUUUAUAAUCCAUAGAUAUGCCUGUUUUAAAUAAUGUAUAUGUUUAAAAAA